CGUUUGCGCGAGCAAGGAGGCUGGAUGAUUCCCCGCAAAGCCCUCGCUAUGAGGCCGAUCGAGGUAGAGGCGACUCCUGCGGCAGAUGGGAGACAGAUCAGGGCCGACGAGAUGGAUACAGGGACGACAGAUACGAGUGAUCGGACCGAGACGGAUAUAGGAACGACAGAUACGAGAGAUCGGACCGAGACGGAUAUAGAGACGACAGAUACGAGAGAUCGGACCGAGACGGAUAUCGGGACGACAAAUACGAGAGGUCGGGUCGAGAUGGCUACAGAGCUGGUAGGUAUGAAAGAGGAGAUCGGGACUCGGAACGACGAGAUGGGUCGCGCGAACGGUUUGAGCGCGGGGGAGAUGCGAGAGAACAGCACGACGAGUCGAGGGGGUGGUACAACCGAGGGGACCGACGCGAUGAGUCACGAGGGCGAUAUGACUCGGGGGACCGCCGGAAUGAUUCGCGAGGGCGAUAUGAGCAAGGAGGGUCUGGAGGAGACCGCCGCAACGAUUCGCGCGGUCGGAAUGAGAGAGGGGGAUAUGGCGUCUCAUCAUAACCAUAUCCCAAAUGGUCUAAAAGAUGUAUCGAUGUUCCCUUCGAUGAAGGAGAAUGUCGAAGCAAGGAGAGUAAAGUCGAGUAAAGAAAAGGAGCCGGUCAGGAGCCAGAGCAUCAAGAUAACCUUUGAGGGGGAUAUGUCGACCACACCCAUAAGGGUGACAGCCACCAAGUCGGCGAGAGGGUCUACAUUGAAGAAGACUGACACGGAUUACGUGAUGGCGGAAAAGGACGGGCAGCGGGUCGAUGGAGAGGAGGUUAUCAUUUCGCCGCGAAAGCGGGGAGUGAAGAAGUUCUUAAUGAAGAGUUCGCUGGAUGAGAUUGACACGGUCGACCCACUGAGGCGGGCCCUUCCGCAACCCAUGCAGUGCUCUAUUCUGGAGUACCUGGCGGCAUCGAAGCCGGCUCGUGAUGAGUUACAGAUGAUCACGCGGAAGACUCGCAUAACUCUAUCGGAGGAGGGUCAGGGGGCCCCUAAGGUGGAAGCUUCUACAGUAGCAGUAACGGGGGUGACUACCAGAGCGGAUCGCAUGGCGACAGUCCUUCUCGAUGGAAUGGAAGGUGUGCCUCCAAACAAGUUUUAUAUACUUGGUAGCGGGGCCGUGGAGACGAUUAUAAASGAUGGAGCGGUACUCGAUGCUGUGAUCGAUAACGGCAGUGAGGCUGUUAUCAUAGACGAGGACCUGGCAGUACAGGUUGGACUGAGCCUCGAUAGGUCAUACCUAUUCGAGAUAGAGACGGCUGAUGGGAGAAAGCAACAGAUCACUAGGGUUUGUCACAAGGCAGCCAUAGAGGUCCAGGGGGUACGAGUGACCCUGCCUGUCUUUGCAGUCAAGAACUGCAGCUCCGACCUGCUCUUGGGUGGAACGUGGCUGAGCCACGUGCAUGAGGUGACGAUAGAGCGACCUGAUGGAAGUCAAACAUUGUCCAUUAAGAAGCCAGACGGGACGCGGGUAAUGAUUGAGACAGUGGAGCCUCGGGACCCGAGAAACAGAGCAGCUCUCGCUGUGGGUGCGAGACCUAGUGAUCAGAUUAAGUCGUUACCUAUCUCCGUCCACGCGGUGUGAUUUCGCAAGAAGAAAUAUGGACCACUGCUCACAGAGGAAGAAGGUCGGAUCGUAGAGGUGAAAGAUUUAGGGAAUCGGCUAAUAGUGGAC
This is a messenger RNA of Chara braunii, 1707 nucleotides long. The record is from the annotation of a GenBank genome assembly. NCBI's taxonomy places the organism in Eukaryota, Viridiplantae, Streptophyta, Charophyceae, Charales, Characeae.